Molecule: messenger RNA, 1636 nt
Organism: Acanthoscelides obtectus
Lineage: Eukaryota; Metazoa; Arthropoda; Insecta; Coleoptera; Chrysomelidae
Source: the annotation of a GenBank genome assembly
GUUUGAUGUUGAUGACAGCGACAGAGCUGUCAAGCUUUUCAACUUAACCUAUUUGUUUGCGUGCUACAAAAAGCACGUCGCCCUGUCGCCUAAAUUGUGAAUGUAAUUUUGCAAAAAUGGCGAAGUUCGAUUUGACUUCUAAAAUAGCUCAAUACUUGGAUCGGCAUCUCGUCUUUCCUUUGCUUGAGUUCGUUUCCGCCAAGGGAACGUACAACAAGAACGACCUUUUGAAAGCGAAAUUGGAUAUAUUGAGUAAAACCAACAUGAUCGAUUACGCCAUAGAUAUCAGGAAAGAAUUGUACCCAGAGGAAGAAGUACCCGAGGAUUUGAAAGAAAGGAGAUCGCACGUUGUUGCGCAGCUCCACCAGUUACAAGAAGAAGUAGAACCUAUUUUGAAGGUUCUUGAUGAUGAGGAGUUCACAAAGAAUAUGGAGACGAUGAGGGAUUCGAAAACACUCAUCAACUAUCUUACGAAUACCUACAAGAUUAAUAUUGAGAUGGUAGACAGUUUGCACACAUUGGCUAAAUACCGUUAUGAGUGUGGCAUGUAUGCAGUGUCUACUUCCUACCUCUACUUCUGCCUCCUAGUGCUUCCACCCAAUGACAAACACUACCUGAGUGCCCUCUGGGGGAAACUAGCCUCAGAAAUCCUCUACCAGAACUGGGACUCGGCACUAGAGGAUCUCAACAAGCUGAGAGAGUACAUCGACUCGAGUCCCAGUCAGUUUGGAGGCAAUGCCUUGCAACUACUCCAGCAGAGAACAUGGCUUAUCCAUUGGUCACUUUUUGUAUUCUUCAAUCAUGAGCUCGGGAGAGAAUAUAUCAUUGACAUGUUUUUGUACAGACCACAUUACUUGAAUGCCAUUCAAACAAUGUGCCCUCACAUAUUGAGGUAUUUGGCCACAGCAGUUAUUAUCAACCCUAGCAGGAGGUCUGCUCUGAAGGAUGUUGUGAAAGUAAUACAACAAGAGAGUUAUACCUAUAGGUGAGAGCUCAGUUUUAGGAUUUUUUCCAUAUCGGAAGAUAACUAGAAUUGUUUUCCAUAUUGGAAGAUAAUAAUGAUAACAACACUCAUUCAUUGGAACAGUUGUAGAAUCAGGGAUCCAAUUACAGAAUUCCUCGAACAUCUGUAUGUAAACUUCGACUUUGAAGGGGCUAGACAAAAACUGCACGAAUGCAAGUCAGUAGUUUCAAAUGACUUCUUCCUUAUCUCCUGCCUUGAUGCAUUUGUAGAAAACGCUAGGCUUAUGAUCUUUGAGACUUUCUGUCGGAUACACCAGUGCAUCAGCAUAGGAAUGCUGGCUGAAAAACUGAACAUGAACCCAGAUGAAGCAGAAUGCUGGAUCGUCAAUUUAAUAAGGAAAGCUGGACUGGAUGCCAAAAUUGAUUCAAAACUGGGUCAUGUGGUAAUGGGAGCUCAGCCCUUGUCGCCUUACCAGCAGCUCAUAGAAAAAAUUGAUUCCCUCUCAGUGAGAUCGGAAACGCUGUGUGGAAUCAUUGACAAGAGGUUAAGUCAGAGAAGUGAUAUACGUUGGGGAAAUCAGCAUUUUUAAGAAUCUAAAACAGAACUGCUAUUUUUUGUAUUAAAGCUAACGUUUUUCAUAUUGUGAAGUGCUGAAUAAAAACACUACAGCCA